UUUUUUAGUGCUUCUGUUGCUGCUGGCAUGGAAUUAUAUAAAGAUCACACAGACAAUUUAGCCGGCAGUGAUGGAACAAUUACUUUUGUUAAACGUAUAAAUAAGCUAAUUGACAGCAUGAACUCAAGGAUCCCUACAACAGCCUUAAGACCAAAUAGUUCUGACCAUAAACACAUUCAAGAUUUUUUGAGCUACCUUAAUGAGUGGGAGACAUUUGCUCUUGAGAAUAAUUAUCAUUUUAUUUCUGAGUCUACAUGUUAUGGGUUAAAAGUUACUUUAAAAGCUACAUUGAAAAUAUUUGAAUUUUUAACUAGCCGGUGUAAGUUCAAUUCGUUAGAGAAAUUCUUUGGCAUCAUGCGAAAUGCUUGUGGAUCUAACGAUCAUCCCAACUCCAACACUUUCCUUCAGGUUUUUCACUUAGUGGGUACGUAUUCCCUAAUAAAGCCUCCGAAAAAUUCGAAUGUGUCUGGAACUGAGUUGUUAGAGACACUGGUUGAUUGUAGUACUAGACAUUCCAGCAACAAUAAGAAGAUAUUGUUUGAAGAGAAACUGGAUGCAGUAAUAGAUAAGUGUCUAGAUAUUAAUAAAUUUUGUUUAAAUUUGCAAGAAUAAUGUGACCACAAUUAUACAUCCGCCUUAAAUUCAAGUUAUGUUGUUGUAGGUUACCUUGCA
Parasteatoda tepidariorum (common house spider) is the source of this 672-nucleotide messenger RNA. The record is from RefSeq and is a predicted model, not a curated record. NCBI's taxonomy places the organism in Eukaryota, Metazoa, Arthropoda, Arachnida, Araneae, Theridiidae.